AUGGGUUCAAUGAGCCAAUUAGAAGAUAGUGAAACACAUGAAAAUAUAUAUCCUUCACCAUUAGAAAAUGAUACACAACUGAUUCUUUCAUCAUCAUCAUCUUCAUCCGCUGAUGAUGAUUUACUCACAACGAAUAUGUUAACACAUGAUCAACAGAUUAUUUUUGAUAAAGCACUUGGUGAAAUGUUAACACGACAUUUUUAUUUAAUACAACAUGAAUUUCUUUCAUCGGAUCAUUUCGAAGGUUGGAUAUAUACAUAUAAUCGUCAUCGAUAUAAAAUUAUCAUAAGUUAUUAUUUAUCAUGUUCAUGUAAAAAUUUUCGAAAAAAUUUUGUUUGUAAACAUUUUCUAUUUGUUCUCAAACGUAUAUUUAAUGUUAAUCUUUAUUCAUUUGAUAUUCGUCUUUCUAUUAUGCAAUAUCAUCAAUUUACAAGUAUUGAUCUCGAAGAUAUUUUUCAAGGACAAGUUCGUCGACUUUGUCCAAUUGUUACACCAUUAAUACAAAUAAAUAAAAAAGAAAAAUUACCAUUAACACUUAAACGUCAAUCAAUUGAUUAUACGGAUGUUUGUCCAAUAUGUUUUGAAAGUUUACUUAUGAAAAAUCGAAAAUUAGUCACAUGUUUUUAUUCCUGUGGUAAAUCAAUGCAUAAGCAUUGUAUGAAUGAAUGGAAACGUGUUCAAGGAAAAUCUAUUAAUUGUCCACUUUGUCAAGCUCAUUGGAUUGAUCCAUCAACAGCAGAAAAAGCUGUACUUAAUCAUUAUUCUCAUCGUUCAUAUCCAGUUGUUAAACGGGAGAAAUAUAUUCUUUGUUGUUUAUAUACUCCUCCAGAUUGGCUCUAG
This is a messenger RNA of Adineta steineri, 840 nucleotides long. The record is from the annotation of a GenBank genome assembly. NCBI's taxonomy places the organism in Eukaryota, Metazoa, Rotifera, Eurotatoria, Adinetida, Adinetidae.